AUGAUAAACUCCUGCAUUGAUUACAGACCACAGUCAGAACACAUCAUGGAGGGGAAGCUUCUGGUUCGUGCUGUUGUGCUCCUGGUUCUAACUGCUGCAGGAAGCAACGCACAGGACACAUCAAAUGUUUGUGGCAUUGCACCGCUCAACACCAGGAUCGUAGGAGGUGUAAAUGCUCCUCCAGGGUCAUGGCCCUGGCAGGUCAGUCUACACAACAGAAACGGACAUUUCUGUGGAGGCUCCCUGAUCAACAGCCAGUGGGUCCUGAGUGCUGCUCACUGCUUCUACCCGAGCACCAGCACAUCAGGUUUAACCGUUUAUCUCGGACGUCAAACCCAACAAUCCCCUAAUCCUAACGAGGUGUCCCGGUCGCUGUCUAAGAUCAUCAUAAAUCCAGACUAUGACCCUAUCACAAACGACAGUGACGUCUCCUUGCUGCUUCUGUCCUCUCCUGUUAACUCCACCAACUUCAUCAGACCGGUGUGUCUGGCGGAGCCUGGCCGCACGGUCCUGGCCGGGACGUCCUGCUGGGUCACCGGCUGGGGAGACUGUGAAUGCGAGGGUGCUCCUCUUCCAUUCCCUCAGACGCUGCAGGAGGUCAACAUUCACAUUGUGUCCAACACGCAGUGUAAUGCUUCUUAUGGAACAAUCACAAGCAACAUGAUCUGUGCCGGUGUGACUGCGGGAGGGAAGGACUCCUGCCAGGGGGACUCUGGCGGCCCGUUGGUGACUAAAAAUGGCUCUACAUGGGUCCAGGUCGGAAUAGUGAGUUUUGGAGAAGGCUGUGCUCUGCCCAACUUCCCAGGAGUCUACGCCCGAGUGUCCCAGUACACCUCCUGGAUCAACAACCAGACCAACGGGACAACAUCUGGAACCACUCAUCUGGUUUCCCUCUCAGCUCCUCUGCUGCUGUCCUUCUUCCCUAUUCUCUUCUCUCUCUCUGUGCUUUCAUAGCAACGUCUAACAGUCGGGAUCACUGGAUCUGGAUCAAUCAUUGAUGU
Molecule: messenger RNA, 1001 nt
Organism: Perca flavescens (yellow perch)
Lineage: Eukaryota; Metazoa; Chordata; Actinopteri; Perciformes; Percidae
Product: serine protease 27-like
Exons: 7
Coding region: 1-954 (317 amino acids)
Biological process (GO): proteolysis
Molecular function (GO): serine-type endopeptidase activity
Source: RefSeq, a predicted model, not a curated record